CGAAAGGAGGUUAGCACAGCCAUGUGCUAAGGGACGGUCCUUCAAAACCCGAAAGGAGGAUAAGCCCACACACACACCAUCAUGAAGUUCCGUCUCGGAAGUCCGCUACUUCUGGCGGUGUUCCUUAUCAUAGUGCUAGUUGCGGAUCAGAUACGUUGCGAUGAUGAACCGGCAACGGAGUCGGUCAAACCGGUGAAACGAAAGUCCAAAAAGAGUAAAGCAAAAAAGCUAGCUACGAAAAACCUUAAAAAAGUGCGCCCCGAUCGUCCACAGGCUGAUCGACCGCAGGCACAAGCACCAGAAUACGACUCGGCGUACGACUAUGGGGAUAACUACGACUACGGUACUGAUCCCGAUUAUGACGGUGAGAGUGCGAGUGCUCGCAGUCCAGACGCUAGCUUCCGGCAGCCAGAUGACGAAAUCCCACGCGUUUCGACGACAACGACCACCACCACUACCCGUGCACCCGAACCAGAAUCGAUCGUACAACCGUUCACGUGCUAUCACGAAGGCAAGUGGUAUCGGGAAGGGGAAGUGUUCCAAUCUGGCUAUCAGGGUUGUGCCACGUGCCGCUGUCGCAAUGGGUCGAUACAGUGCGACGAAGCCGACUGUCCACGAAACAUUCCGACCACAACAACCACAACCACUACGACGACCACCACCACAGAAAAGCCAGAGUUUGAUGCAUCGGCCGUGGGCAAUCGUCUACCGGCAGCUCCAUCCGGCGAGCCAGGAAUCCCGGGAGAAGCAGGCCAACCAGGUAUUCCUGGCACUCCCGGUAUACCUGGACCACCGGGUCCUCCCGGUCCAGCACCCGAUCUAACGUUCUACACGCAACAGCUGCAAGAAACGAUGGGAGGAGCGGAUAAAGGUCCCGGUCCAGAGAACUUCCAGUUCAUGCAAGCCCAGGUCGGUCCGGUUGGUCCACGUGGUCCGCCCGGUCCAACCGGUGCUACGGGACCGCAAGGAUUCCAAGGAUCGCGCGGUGAACCGGGGGAAACGGGUCCGCCAGGUGUUGGUGGACCGCCAGGACCACGUGGACUUCCGGGCCCACCCGGCAAGGAUGGGACCGCCGGAGAUGAUGGUGAAGUUGGACCACAGGGCCCUGUGGGUCUACCUGGUCCACGAGGAUUACCGGGAAUGCCCGGAGUGCCUGGCCUGAAAGGGCACCAGGGUCUGCCAGGGCCGGAAGGUAUGAAAGGUGAAACAGGAGCGGUCGGUGAAAAGGGAUCCGUGGGAGCUACUGGACCAGCAGGAGUUCCAGGAGCAGUUGGACCUGCGGGACCUCGCGGAGAACGAGGACGUGAAGGUCCGCCUGGACCGCCUGGAUUGAGAGGCAUUGAUGGAAUUGCUGGACCUCCUGGACCACCGGGUCCCGUUGGUAAACAAGGCCCACCUGGUUUUCCCGGAAGCAAUGGAGCGAAGGGAGACAUGGGAGGGGCCGGUCCGAAGGGUAGCCAAGGUCCGCAAGGUCCCCGAGGUGAAUCAGGUCGCCCAGGACAGCCGGGAGAACCAGGUCUCAAUGGUCCACCCGGUAAGGAUGGAGUCUCUGGAGAGAAAGGAAGUCCUGGAUCGCCUGGAAUUGCGGGUCCACCCGGGUUUCCCGGCCCUCGAGGUGCACCGGGUGCCAACGGAAGCCCUGGAGAUGCUGGAUCCAAAGGUGAACCGGGCCUACCGGGUGAGCGAGGUUACAAAGGAGAAGCAGGUAUUAAGGGUGAAGCUGGCAUUCCCGGACCUCGAGGUCUACCGGGAGCAGUCGGACCAGAAGGAAAGCGAGGCAAACGGGGCAUGAAGGGACCGACUGGUCUUCCUGGACCACAGGGAGAACGCGGAUUACCUGGAUCUCCAGGACUGCCUGGUCCUGAUGGGGCACAAGGUGUUAAGGGACAAUCUGGAGAUCGAGGUGCGAUGGGACUUCAAGGUCCGAAGGGUUCGAGCGGCGAUCCGGGACCACCGGGAGCACCAGGUAUUCAAGGUUUGCGAGGACAACCGGGACGACCGGGUGCGCAGGGCAAGGCUGGUACACCUGGAGAGCGUGGAUUGCCCGGCGCCGAUGGUAAAGUAGGUGAGUCAGGACCGCAAGGAUUACAAGGAUUACCCGGGCCUAUGGGAUUGCCUGGUGACAAGGGAUUCACGGGCGAGCCAGGAAAGGACGGUGAUAUUGGACCGCCUGGACCAGUUGGUCCACGAGGUGAUGCCGGUAAGGAUGGACCUCCAGGAAUUUCUGGACCGCCGGGACCACCUGGAAACGACGGCGAUAGAGGACCGCCGGGAACGCCCGGUCCUAGAGGAUUCCAAGGCUUACCUGGAACACCGGGCAACCCGGGAGCGCAAGGAAAAGAUGGGCAAAACGGACCACCCGGACCUACUGGACCUGCUGGGCAGCCAGGAAUCCGCGGUGAAAGAGGCUUCCCUGGAGAAAGAGGACCGGUUGGAACGCCGGGAACGCCGGGUCUGCGGGGAGAACCAGGAGCACAAGGAAACGAUGGACCACCGGGAUCUCCGGGACCUAACGGUAUGAAAGGACAUCAAGGAGCACCUGGUAUGGUUGGUCUUCCUGGAUUGCGUGGACCAUCAGGACCGGCAGGCGAUAAAGGAGAGCGUGGAAGCUCCGGUCCACCUGGACCAGAGGGACCAGCUGGACGCGUUGGAGAACGGGGUCUUCAGGGACCGUUGGGUCCUCCAGGACCUCCGGGAGAACCGGCUGAAAAGGGUGAACCAGGAACUCCAGGAAUUCCUGGUGAACCAGGAGCACCUGGAGCGGUUGGCGAACGAGGUGCUGUUGGACCGCAAGGUCUGCAAGGAUUCCCUGGACCACAGGGUUCCGUUGGAACUCCAGGAGCGAAGGGUGAUCGCGGAAACAUGGGCCUGAAAGGCGAACAAGGUAACUCUGGACUGCCAGGAGUACCAGGUGAGCCGGGGCCACAAGGUUUGAUCGGCUUAACUGGAUCAAAGGGAGCACGCGGUGAGCCUGGAUUGCGUGGAGAAACGGGACCGAUGGGAACACCGGGACGCCCUGGAGAUCAAGGUCCAAUUGGCCAAACAGGCAAUCCAGGUGCACCGGGAACACCGGGCAGCCCAGGUCUGAAAGGAAAUCCGGGAGAUACUGGUCGUCCAGGGAACCCUGGACCUCCUGGUAUGCCUGGACAGCAGGGUGCGGAAGGAAUUAAGGGUGAAGCAGGCAGCGAUGGACCUCCGGGAGCACCUGGCAAUCAAGGUCCGCAAGGUGUACCAGGCGAUCGAGGACUUCCCGGUCUUCCUGGUCCGAGCGGAGCACAGGGAUUGCGAGGCAUGCGUGGUGCUGCCGGUGAACCAGGUACGCCCGGCAAACCAGGCAACGACGGUCCACCGGGUACACCGGGACCACUCGGACCACCAGGACCUCCCGGACCGACGGGUGAUACAGGACCGGAAGGCGCGCCUGGUAAGCAAGGCCCGCCCGGUAUCGCAGGACGCACGGGUGACAAGGGACCGAUUGGAAAUCCUGGCACACAGGGCACACCUGGUGCACCAGGACUACCAGGACCGCCGGGACCACAGGGGCCUCUCGGCCAGACAGGUGAACGAGGUUUGCGAGGUGAAACCGGCCCUCAAGGUGUCGAUGGUCCCCCAGGACCACGUGGCAAACCAGGUCCUCCCGGUUUGGAAGGCCCGAAAGGAGAGAACGGAGAACCAGGUCUCAAAGGUACCAAGGGUCAUCGUGGACUUAUCGGUCUGCAAGGUUUGCCCGGUCCGGCAGGCCCUCCAGGCGACAAGGGUAACGCAGGCAAUGAAGGUCCCGCCGGUAAGCCUGGCGAGGCCGGUCCUCGUGGUCCGCCUGGACGAGAUGGAAAUCCGGGUCCUCAAGGAAUGCUCGGUACGGCUGGUCCACGUGGUCCACCUGGAAACGAUGGUAAAAAUGGACAACCCGGCCAGCCUGGCCCUCCGGGUCCUCCAGGACCGCCGGGCGAUGGAGUUGGAUACGAUGCUGCUGCACUCGCUGCUCUUCUCGGCCAUGGUCAAAUGAGCAACACGAAGGGUCCCGAUCCGAACAUGGGCGACGAGCCGAUGAAUCUGGGCCGAGUGUUCGAGCUGACCGACGAAGAACGCCAGAAGCUUGUUGAGAAUGCGUACGAAAAGCUCAAGUCCGCCUUUGCUACCUUCAAAAAUCCGGACGGUAAACAGACAUCACCAGCAAAGACCUGCCGAGAUCUGUUCGCUGCACAUCCCGAGUUUACUUCCGGCCAUUACUGGAUUGAUCCGAAUGAAGGUGAUGCACGAGACUCGAUACUUGUGUACUGUGACGCAGACAAGAGGGCUUCUUGCAUACUUCCGCAGCCUCUGCGUACCAAGGAGCUUUCGUACGAUGGUGACGAACAGGAAGUUUGGCUGGGCGAGCUUAAGGACGGUAUGAAGAUCAGCUACAAAUCGGACAGUAAUCAGAUCGGAUUCCUUCAGCUACUCUCAGCAAGUGCCUCACAGAACAUUACGUACCACUGUCGUAAUAGUGUGGCCUACUACAAUAAGGACAAGAAUAGUUAUCGACAGAGUCUGAAAUUCCUCGCCUGGAACGAUGCAGAACUAACGGCCCGAGGCCCACAGCGACUACGGUACGAAGCGCUUCAAGACGACUGCCAACAUCGAACGGCGCACUACAGCCAAUCGGUGCUGAGCUACAGUACCGACAAACCAAUGCGGCUACCGAUUAUCGACAUUGCGAUUCGGGACGUGGGUGAGCAACAUCAACAGUUCUGGAUCGAGGUCGGAGCCGUGUGCUUCCAGUAG
Anopheles maculipalpis is the source of this 4764-nucleotide messenger RNA. RefSeq names its product collagen alpha-1(I) chain-like. Bases 82 to 4764 code for a protein of 1560 amino acids. The record is from RefSeq and is a predicted model, not a curated record. Gene Ontology annotation, molecular function: extracellular matrix structural constituent; protein binding. Lineage: Eukaryota; Metazoa; Arthropoda; Insecta; Diptera; Culicidae. The transcript is spliced from 6 exons.